AUGAAAGCUUGCUGCCCUGGGUAUGAAUCUAUUAAAGACAGAGGAUGCCAAUGGUUCUUUCUAUUAAUCUUUGUAGAGAUAAACUUUGAAAAUAAGAAGUACGAGUAUGACCUUGAAGCCAAUGUCACAAUGUCAGCGUCAGUGCAAGAAAAAGAUGUGGGGAAAUCUGUUCUGCGGCUUACUGGAAAGUUUUAUAUUGUUGGAGGGGAGCAGCAGAACACCCUCAGGUUUACUUCUCUAAAAGCAGAAGAUGCUGUUGGAAUCCAUCCAUGGGACACUACUGCACCUCCCAGCCAACCUCAAUCAUUUACUUCAUGUGUCAAGUAUACCUACACUUUUGGCUACUCCAAUGGGAAGGUUCACAACAUACACGUCCCAAGAGAAGCACCUGACCACUGUGUGAACCUUGCCAAAGGGCCCAUGAAUUCGUUUCAUAUAACAGUAAAAAACGACCAAGAGUAUAAUCUACAAGAGGAUGGGAUUUUAGGUGAGUGCCACACAAGAUACAUUAUCCAAGAUGACAGGAGGAACAACAGGGCCAUCAUCACUAGGACCAAAGACCUGAACAACUGCAGGAACAAAGUGAUGAGGAGCAUUGGAAUGUCCUACAUCCAACAUAACCCUAACUGCCUGCUGAAAGAUAGAAUGGUCCAAGGGACUGCAGCAUUCACCAUGAAGCUGAAAUAUAAUAGCGCUGGAUCUAGCGCUCAGAUCACUCAAGUCAACGCUGAACAAGUCUAUCUGGUUUAUCCAUUCAGUGAAGCCGAUGGUGCUGGAAUUAUGAAAGUCACGCAAAAGCUUACCCUGACAGAUGUGAAAAAUGAAGUUGCCCAACUGCCACAGACUCAACUUGAGAGUGCAAGCAUUCAUUUCAGCUUGCCAGAGAAGCUGCCCCCGAUGACUCUUGUCAGAGGAAACCUUAAUCAACAGAUUGAAGAGAUAUUGCAACAGUUUGACCACUUGCCGCAAAGCAUCCGUGCAGCAAUUGCCUCCAAGCGCCUCUUGGACCUUACCCAGCUGAUCCGUGUUUCGAAUUAUGAACGUCUGCAACCUCUCUGGGCUAAGUUUGCGAACAGACCUACUGUCAGGCAAGCGUUACUGAUUGCAGUCACCUAUGCAGGCACUGUAGAUUCAUUGAAGCUUGUGAAAGACAAAGUCCUCUCAGGAGAACUGCACCAAGCUGAAUCGUAUUGGGUGGUUCCCCUAACCUUACACUCUGCCAACCCUAGCAUAUCUAAAGUGGAAGAGACUGCUAGAGUGGCAACGGAAAUACUCAACAAAUACAGAAAAUCCGCAUUUUUGCUUCAGAAGCUUGUUUACCUGGGAUUUGGGUCCCUGGUCCAAAAACAAUGUUCUCAGACUCGCCCCUGCCACAGUAAAUUGCUUGAGCCUCUCCACAGCUAUCUAACUGAGGCAACUAGGGAGCACAAUGAAAACAGAAUUAUUCUGGCUCUGAAAGCUAUUGGCAAUGCAGGGCAGCCAGCCAGCUUGAAGCAAGUGAAACUCCUGGUUGAUUCUGACAAAUAUUCAGAAUAUAUUCAAGCAGUUGCUGUUCAGACUCUGAUGAAAAUUGGUAAACAGGAGCCUACAAAGGUGCAAGGCAUUCUCCUUCCGAUCUUUAUGAACCCUGCACACCAUGUUACAGUCCGAAUGAUGGCUUGCAUUGGCCUCUUUGAAACCAACCCUGCCAUCCCUACCGUGACAGCUGUUGCUAGCACAUUGCUGAAAGAGCCCAAUUUGCAACUGGUCAGCUUUGGCUACUCUCACAUGAAGGCUCUGGCAAACAUCAGGAGGAUCCCACUGUACUACAGCUUGUCUUCUGCUUGCAAUGUGGCCAUUAAACUUCUGAACCCCAGACUUGACCAACUACCUUACAGUUACAGCAAAGUUGUUUAUCUGAGUGGCUUCAAUAAUGUACACAGAAUUGGGGGGCUUGUGAAAUUGUACUUGAUGGAGAACCCCAAAACAAUGUUCCCCUCAAAUAUAAUUGUUAAUACAGAAGCAGUCUUUGCAGGUGCAACUGUCCAGCCACUAGAGGUUGCGUUCCAAACUCAAGGCCUCAAGGACCUGAUCUUGAAGCAUCAUUUCCCAUUUUCUAAAUCCUUUGCCGAUCAGAAGAUAAGAGACACUGAAGCAAAGCUGCCAGGAUUCAAAGAAUUCUCUCCUGAAAAGCCUUUAUUAUCUGCCUCUGUUACAAUGUUUGGCCAAGAAGUUGUCUUUGCCACCCCUGAAGAAAUACUGCAAAUUAUGAAGAUACAGGAAGAAAGACCACAUUGGCUGCAAAUAUUGCACAAAUUCUUUGAAAUAUUCAAAACCAACAUUAAUGAACAAUUUACUCUAGCUCUGAUGCUAGAAACUCGGCAGGUUUUUGGAAGCUGUAUUGGCGUGCCAUUGGAAUUAAGCUUGAAUGCCAUUGCCAAAACACAUGUUUCAGCAAAGGCAAGAACAGAGUUAUCUCAUGAUGAUCUCAGACAAGCCAAGGUGCAAGUUCAGGUUGACAGCAACAUUGACUUCCACGGCUAUGGAAAGCUUUCAUGGGGAGUGAAUACAGGUUUCCUGCAAAAUGGAGUGGAAAUGAAAGCCGAAGUCCAUACAGAAGGUGCAGGGAAGUUGAAUGUAACAGUGGACAUGAAAAAUAAGAAUGUCAAAUUUGAAGCUGGCUUACUCCAAAGACAAACUGAGUUGGCAAGGGCAAGCCACGAAGCACAUGUUGUCUCAAGAUAUCCACAAUCUGAGAAGAAGGCUCCAAUUCUCCCAGGACUUGAAAUUGAUAUUUUGGAUGGACACUUCAAUUCAGGAAAAGGCGAUGUUCAACAAAAAAGUUAUUCCCACAAAUCUGGGCCUAAAGAUGUGUGCUACCGGGUACCAGUGUUCCAUUGGAUGAUGUGUUCAGAGACCACCAAGGAAACAGAAGAUGUUGUUCCCUUGCAAAAUACAUGGAUGCACUUCUUGUGUGAAAGACAUGAAGUGAAACUUCUAGUGAGACCAGGCAUUGCUAUGGACAAGAUUCAGGGAGAGAUCCAAAUAGGCUCUGCAACACUCAGGAUGAGAAGGGACGUGAGACCUUCCGAAGCAGCAAAGGAAGGUAUAGGCAAAGCACAGAAGAAUGCAAAGCAUGCGAAAGGCCACGAUCCUGAGCCCUACGCAAAAUCAGAUAGUUCCCCAUCUUCAUCCUCCAGCUCUUCUUCUUCCUCUUCUUCCUCACCUUCUGCUAAAAAAUGGCAGAGCAAAAAGAGGGGUGAUAGCAGCAGCAGCAGUGACAGCGACAGUGACAGCGACAGUGACAGCGACAGCGACAGUGACAGCAGCAGCAGCAGUGACAGUGACAAUAAAGCAGCACGUUACCAUGGAUCCAAGCGUCCUCACCAACGCAAGUCCAGAGAUGGUUCUUCCAGCAGCAGCAGUGAUAGCAGUAGCAGCAGCAACAGUGACAGCAGCAACAGUGACAGCAGCAGUAGUAGUAGCAGCAGCAGCAGCGAUAGUGAUAGCAGCAGCGGCAGCAGCAGCGGCAGCAGCAGCGGCAGCAGCAGCGGCAGCAGCAGCGACAGCAGCAGCGGCAGCAGCAGCGGCAGCAGCAGCGACAGCAGCAGCGGCAGCAGCAGCGACAGCAGCAGCGGCAGCGGCAGCAGCAGCGACAGCAGCAGCGACAGCAGCAGCGACAGCAGCAGCAGCAGCAGCAGCGAGAGCUCUGAAAUUUCCAGGAAAAAGGGACGUCGGUCAGAGAUUUAUGAGUUUGUUUUCAGAUCGGAACGUGAACAGCAGUCAAGAAAACAGCAAACUGGUGGCCGUCGCCGACCAAGCAGCAGCAGCGGUAGCAGCGGUAGUAGCGACAGUGGCAGCAGCGGCAGCAGCUCCUCUUCCUCCAGUUCUAGCUCAAGCAGUGAAGAAUAUGGAAGAGACUCUUCGUCCCAGAAGUUGGAACAAGUUCUGUCCGCUCAUCUCCACUUCAUCCGUGGUGAUAAGCGAUUAGACGGACUCAGCACUGUGGUAUAUGCCAGCUCCUCCAUGGUAAAAAUGACAGUGAGAAACAUCAUGCAGCCAAGGAAUCCAGUCGUCUGUUUCGAAAGUGCAAUGGUCAACCCUCACAAACUCAGGGCCUCUCUGCAAGCAGGCCGGAAUUGUCAGGCCUACAAGGUGGCAGCAGAAGUUGAGACGGGUUGGUUUGCUAAUCAUCCAGCAAUUCAGUUCAAGGCCCAGUACCCCAAGGUUCCUGCACUAGUGGCAUCCAUUGGGCAACAGGUAUCUACAGUGUUCCCUGGAGCUGCUUACAUGAUGGGCUUCUCACAGAAAAUUCAAAGAAACCCCUCUCAAGAGACUAUACUGGUCAUAGCCCUAACUGAUCCAAGAAAUUACGCCAUGGUCUUGAAGAUGCCAACUGUGACCAUCUAUGGUGAAGACUGCAUGCUUCCAUUUUCACUGCCAAUAGGUUCCUCUACCCAUACUUCAAAACUCUGGGAUGUUCCAUCAAGGAUCCUUGCUAGUCUGAAUGGUGCUUGCUCAGUAGAAGGUCAAAAGGUCAUAACCUUCAGUGGACGAAGCUUUGACAAAGGAUUGGCUUCAGAUUGCUUCAUGAGUUUGUUACAAGACUGCACCUGUGACAAGAAGUUUAUGGUGCUGAUGAAAUAUGACUCUCACAAUGACAACUACAUACAAAUCAAAAGCAAUUUUGGGGACACGGAAAUCAUCCUUGAAAAUGUCAGUGGAAAGCCCAUAGUAAAAAUUAAUGGUACUGUAAAAGCAAUGGAAAGUCUCCCACUCCGACUUGAAGACUUGUCCAUCAUAAUUCUACAGAAAGAUGGCAAAAUUAUCCUUUCUUGUCCAUCGCUGGGGCUUGAGGAAUUGCAGUAUGGUGGACUUAACGUCAAGGUUACGGUUACUCCAUUGAUUGGAUAUACAUGUGGUCUCUGUGAGUUGUAUGGCGCAAAUGAAAGACAGUUCCGAACACCAAGUGGCUCCUCAGCUAAAGAUGAAGUGAGCUUUGCUCAGUCCUGGGUGGUCUCUGAGGCAUGUGAUGGAGCAUGCAAACUGCAGCACUCAGCUGUGAGACAUGAGAAUCCAAUCCUGAUUGGAGAAGAAAAUCCACAGUGUGUUUCUAAUCUGCCCGUGCUGCGCUGUAAGGAAGGAUGCACAGCCACCAAAACCACCCAAACUUCUGUUGGCUUCCACUGUGUGUCAGCUGGGGCAACCUUGCCUACUGAACUGACAAAGCUGGCUGAAAAAUCAGAAGACAUGGUAGACACUAUUGAAUCACACACGUCAUGCUCUUGUAACCAACAGACAUGCGAAUCAUGAAUUCCCUACCGAACCAAUUAGAAACCUGUAAUACUGUUUACUGUGGGGGGGCAGUAUGUCAAUUCUAGGCAACUGCACAUAUGUUAAUUUAAGUAUUUAAAAACUCUACUGAACUUUCUAAAGCAAUCUGAUUUUCUAAAGAAAGUUGAGCCAUAUUCCUGUAGAAACAAAGGUAACUGUGAAUGAAAUGUGAAUGAUUACUUUCUAAUAAACAC
This is a messenger RNA of Rhineura floridana, 5507 nucleotides long. RefSeq names its product vitellogenin-2-like. Lineage: Eukaryota; Metazoa; Chordata; Lepidosauria; Squamata; Rhineuridae. The transcript is spliced from 33 exons. Bases 1 to 5292 code for a protein of 1763 amino acids. The record is from RefSeq and is a predicted model, not a curated record. Gene Ontology annotation, molecular function: lipid carrier activity. Gene Ontology annotation, biological process: lipid transport.